GUUGGUUGCGUAGUUGCAAAAAUAGCCUUUACUGCACUUCUUACUCGGACAAAAAACACACACAUAAAACUUAUCCUUUUUCUGUCAUUUUAUUUUCUGUCAUAUAUGUAAUAUGUUUAUGCAUAUAUACUUGAUUUCUUCUUCGUCUGAGAGUUGUAAGAAAUUUGUGCAUGCAGCAGUAUGAAUAGCAGUGAAGGGUCUGCUUGGCAGAGGAAAAUAAAAGGAAAGAUGUAUCAAGAAAGGGAUAAGACCACCAGCUUUCUCUCUCAAGAUUCAGUGAUGGAUUGCAAGAAAAUGAUGGGCAAAAAGAAGGGGAAAAUAUAUCCUCUUUUAUCAUUUCAUGAAUUGCCAGAUUAUAUGAAGGAUAAUGAAUAUAUUUUGAAUUACUAUAGAGUUAAUUGGCCUCUCAAAGAGGCUUUCUUCAGCUUAUUUCGUUGGCAUAAUGAAACCCUUAAUGUAUGGACGCAUUUAGUAGGAUUUGUACUAUUUUUAGGAUUAACAAUUUGCAAUCUGAUGCAUGUGCCUCAAGUAGCAGAUUUCAUUGCAAUCUUUACUGGACACUUUGCUUCUGGUGCAGAUACUAAUUUCUCUCACAACUUCAAGGAUUUUUCCCCGGGACCAACAAAAUUGAUAGAUCUAAAGCAAAAAUCCCAUCUGAAUAUGGAUAUUACAUCCCCUGAAAUGGCUGCUAUAAGUUGGCCAUUCUAUGUCUUUUUAGGUGGUUCAAUGUUCUGUCUCUUGUCAAGCAGCUUUUGCCAUCUCUUUUCUUGCCAUUCCCAUCACUUAAAUAUACUACUACUGCAAAUGGAUUAUGUUGGAAUAACUGUCAUGAUAAUCACCUCAUUUUUCCCUCCAAUUUACUACAUCUUCCAACGCACUCCCCACUGGCAAAUUGUUUACCUUACUGGAAUAACAAUAAUAGGGAUUUUCACUAUCAUAACCUUGCUUAUUCCGGCCUUCUCGACUGGGAAAUACCGCUCGUUUCGAGCAUGUCUCUUCACGUCCAUGGGAUUCUUUGGCCUUGUGCCUGCCAUCCAUGCUGCGGUUGUGAACUGGAACGAUCCUUACCGGAAUAUAACGCUAGCCUAUGAGUCGGCCAUGGCGCUAUUGUACUUGAUAGGGGCAUCGUUUUACGUUAGCCGGAUUCCCGAGCGGUGGAAGCCCGGGUGGUUCGACCUGGCCGGUCACAGUCAUCAGAUAUUCCAUGUGUUUGUAAUCUUGGGGGCUUUGGCUCAUUAUGGUGCUGCACAAAUUUUCUUGAGGUACCGCAGUAGAAUAGGGUGUGACUAAAUUUAUGUGUGCUGUGUGAAAUUGGGCCUACUAUAACCCUUUUUCAUUUGAUGUUGUAUUUGUAUAGUAAUUAAUUUGCAUUUGCCUCUUAAGACGAAUGUAUCUUAUUUGUCAACGAGCUCGGAAUUUUAUUAGAUGAUUGAUCUUCA
Messenger RNA from Olea europaea var. sylvestris, 1439 nucleotides. Its product is annotated as heptahelical transmembrane protein 1-like. Lineage: Eukaryota; Viridiplantae; Streptophyta; Magnoliopsida; Lamiales; Oleaceae. Gene Ontology annotation, molecular function: signaling receptor activity. Bases 181 to 1290 code for a protein of 369 amino acids. The transcript is spliced from 4 exons. Gene Ontology annotation, biological process: response to hormone. The record is from RefSeq and is a predicted model, not a curated record. Gene Ontology annotation, cellular component: membrane.